AUGGAUGACAACACAAAGAUGAUCAGAGAUCUGAUCCAGUUAUUACAGAAAAGACUGGAUGAAGUAGCAAAGCAACCAGCAGCACCUGGACAAGAUUUCUUUUCUCACUUGGCACAAAGAGAAAAAGAAAUUCAGAAACUCAAAGACCAAAUCAAGACUCUCCAAGAGACGGGAAAGAUUCCUGAACCUGCACCAAGACGAGAAACAAUUGAAUUGUUUCCUUCCGUCAGAAGACAAGAUCUACUCCCCGCAGAAGGUGUACAGAUUACUUUUCCAGAACCUCCCAAACGUACUAAACCAAGUACGUAUGAAAUCUUCCUAGAAAUUAAAAAACAGCAAGCAAAAAAGAAAGAAAAGAUGAUUGCAGAGCAAAUGGUUACUGAACCUAGUGACCAGAAGGAAGAACAAACCCAGAAAAAACUGGGAAAAAGACCAGUUUCUGAAGAAAAGACGCCACCAACUUCUCCACCAAAACAAACCCCAAAAUCUUUGAUGAUCCAAGAAGAUAAAGAACAAAAUCCUUUAUCAAAACUUUUAAAGGAUUAUGUAAAAUCUUCGACUCCAAAGAUUUCGGUCAUCCAAGAUCAAGAAUCCAGUGAUGAAUCUGAUAAAUCUGACAAAAGCUCGAGUUCAGAAGAAACCAGAUCUGAAUCUGAAGAAUCUGAGGAAUUAUCAUCCCAAUCGGAAAAUGAAAAUUUGGGAAAAAUACUACAGACCACCACAAAAGUAGAAGAACCAAGUGAUGAUGAAAUGCAAGAAGAAGGUUCAUCUUCGACACAAAGACAUCCUCCAAAGAGUUCUAUUGGAAGAAUCACGUUCACUCUAGAUGAUCUACCACCAUCAAGAUGGCCAGAGAGAAUCCAAGAAUUCCAUUCUUGGCUUGAAACACGAAAGCCAUCGAGGACAAAGAACUACAACAUUCUCAUAGAAUUUGUUUCCAGAUUCACAGGAAUGCUCAGAGAUUGGUGGAACUCAAUUGAUCAGCACAAUCAAAUGCAAUUCCUAGUACUUCAAGACUUGACGUAA
Gossypium arboreum is the source of this 1026-nucleotide messenger RNA. RefSeq lists its product as uncharacterized. The coding region runs from base 1 to 1026 and encodes 341 amino acids. The record is from RefSeq and is a predicted model, not a curated record. Lineage: Eukaryota; Viridiplantae; Streptophyta; Magnoliopsida; Malvales; Malvaceae. The transcript has a single exon.